UCCGGCCUGCUGCGGAAUAACAUCUGCUUGAAACAGUGUUCCAGGAGCGACAUGAGGAGCGGGAGAGCUGGUCUGCUUCUGCUGCUUCUGCUGGCGGGGUUCUCGGCUGUGAUGCGCGUACAAAGGCCCAGCAGCCUCCGUCAGGCGGAGGAGGCCCGAGACAGAGAAGGCGCGGCCGCUGCCAAGGACGGACUUCAGGCAUUCGGCGAGCGGGAGGUCGAGCGGGAGCGCGAAGGGCGGGCGUGGCGCCCCUGGGGGGACAGCGACUGCGCGCGCCAUGAGACAAGGUUUGGCCGCGCCCUGCCCCGGGUCCUCCUGCUGUCGUUCCCCUGCUCGGGCAACACGUGGCUCAGGUACCUGCUGGAGGGCGCCUCGGGCCUCUUCACCGCCUCCGAGUUCGCCGACGAGGAGCUCCUCAGGGCAGGGUUCCUGGGCGAGGGCGAAGACCCAGGCAGCGAGAGGACGCUGGUGCUGAAGAGCCACGGCUCCGUCGACAAGUCGAACCGGGACCUCGUGGGGCGAUACGAGGCAGUGGGACCACGCACGCCGGCCGUUCUGCUGCUGCGCGACCCUCGCAGAGCAAUCAUCUCGUUCUGGAAGCUCCUCUCGCGGCCGGGGGACGGCAGACACACCGCCCAGUUGUCGCCACAGGAUUUCCAAAAUAAUGCUUUCAGAGGUCACGUAGAGCGCAUGACGUCACAGUGGGAGGGGCUUGCAACAGACCGCCUCCUGUGGAACUCCGCCCCCUUGCACGUGCUCCACUACGAACGCCUCCUCACGGACCCGAUCGGCCGCCUUAGGAAGGUCCUCCGCUUUCUCGGCGUGCCAGUCGACGAGGCGAGACUGAAGUGUCUGGCAACUCACCUCGAAGGCUCUUUCAAGCGCUCGGGCAACGAGGACUUCGACCCCUACACAGAGGAAGAGAAGAGGCGACUUUCCCUUGCCGUCAAGCGAGUGCAACGGCUCCUAAGGCUCAUGGGCUACUCUGACCCCCCUCUCUACGAGUGGCAGGACGCUUUACCGUAGGCCUAUUCAAGCAUUUUUGUUUCGGCCUAUAGUAUUUUUUCCCCGUCUCUCCCUUUCUAUGGUGUGUCACCAGAAGGAGUCUUUGCUAAUUUCACUGAAUUCGACUGUAAAGUUAGCCCAGGCUGGAGACCUCUCACCCCCCCCCCCUUGAGUUGCCCUUCGCGCCUGUGUGAGUCGAGUUCUCAAUAAUUCUUAAAUGAAGGACUAUGUAUUGUUUAUGAGAAAACCAAAGUAAAUUUUGUAUAAAUACAUGUGUGUGUGUGUGUGUGCACAAGCUGUUAUAGCAUUAGUAGUAGAUAUGAACAGUGCUUUUAUGAGAACAUAAAGUUGCAUGAAGGUCAUGUCAAAGUUCCAUUUCACUCUUUUAACUUUUGAAUAUGUUCUGACGAAUAUACAUGAAUAUGCUAAAGGCCGGAGCAGUGCAACAGGCUGUUAGGUAUAGCUUAUGUAUAUGCUUUGUUCAGCGAUCUCUCUUACUGCUGUAGCGUGUCUCGUAUGGGCACCUACU
Molecule: messenger RNA, 1534 nt
Organism: Penaeus indicus
Lineage: Eukaryota; Metazoa; Arthropoda; Malacostraca; Decapoda; Penaeidae
Product: sialate:O-sulfotransferase 1-like
Exons: 11
Coding region: 52-1026 (324 amino acids)
Molecular function (GO): sulfotransferase activity
Source: RefSeq, a predicted model, not a curated record